Penicillium samsonianum is the source of this 1086-nucleotide messenger RNA. RefSeq lists its product as uncharacterized. The transcript has 2 exons. NCBI's taxonomy places the organism in Eukaryota, Fungi, Ascomycota, Eurotiomycetes, Eurotiales, Aspergillaceae. The coding region runs from base 1 to 1086 and encodes 361 amino acids. The record is from RefSeq and is a predicted model, not a curated record.
AUGGGCCGCCCACAUAGGGCGGCCCAUGGGCUGUGCCGAGGUCUAGUGACGACCGACGUAUACACCUACAUUGGAGUAAUUGUCGAGGUUUUGAAUGAGGGGUUCCCUCGCUCAGCGUGGUUGCUGAUCGGAGACAAUGCAACUCGGAGCAUGCGCUCGCGCUUGAAUCUUGCGUGCACCAUGGUUGCAGCCACCACGGCGCAAGGUUUCGUGGUGAUGUUAAUAUUCCUCUCUUAUCCGCAGAGUCUUGCAUCGGCCUUUGUUCCAGCUAAGGUUCGACAAGCCUCUGUCACAUAUGUGCGACUAUCUUCUGUCCAGUUUCUUACCUCAGCCGCGGAAGCUGCCCUAUCAUCAUCAACACGCGCAUUGGACAACCCUGAUGUGCCUUUGAUCAUAAGCUCGAGCAAGUUCAUGGUCAAUAUAGUAUUAGACCUGCUUAUAAUCUCAAGGUUCCAUAUCGGGCACUCAGAGCCAACUGUCGUCAGCCAGGCCAUUAUCAGGCUCGUUUGUGACUGUCUUUCUGCUCUUACGGGCUUGGCAUAUUUCGCAUAUAUUGUCAAAUCCCGCAGGAGGGAAGCAGGGGAUCGUCGCUAUUUUGAAGUAAGCGUCUCAGCACUGAAGACUUUGCUUCGACCAAGCAUAUACACCUUCUUGGAAUCCGCUCUCAGGAACGCAAUCUACCUCUGGAUUGUGCAUGAGAUCGUGCAGCUCGGGGAGGAUUAUGCCACUGCUUGGGGCGUCUUCAAUACUAUCCGCUGGGGCCUAGUAAUGGUCCCUGUAUUAGCACUCGAAACAUCAACUCUUACGUUUAUUGGCCACAAUUGGGGCCAUUUCCGAGCAUCGAAAGAGACAGAGAAUCCAGGGGCAUCUAUCAAGGGGAUUCUAGGAAUCUUGCGACCCGCUCUUAUGUCAUGCUUCAUCGCACUUAUCUUCGAAGUUGUGCUUUUCGCUGCCCUUUCCGUACAUGGUAUCCACGCAUUCGCGUACUACCUGUCUGGCUCAACAAAUGUGGCGACAAUUAGCCAGAGAAUGUGGAAGGCACGUACUUCAAAGGCUUUAGAAAGGCUUUACAAAGGCUGUUACUAA